Messenger RNA from Magnolia sinica, 980 nucleotides. RefSeq lists its product as uncharacterized. Gene Ontology annotation, cellular component: nuclear exosome (RNase complex); cytoplasmic exosome (RNase complex). The record is from RefSeq and is a predicted model, not a curated record. Bases 78 to 806 code for a protein of 242 amino acids. The transcript is spliced from 10 exons. Lineage: Eukaryota; Viridiplantae; Streptophyta; Magnoliopsida; Magnoliales; Magnoliaceae. Gene Ontology annotation, biological process: exonucleolytic trimming to generate mature 3'-end of 5.8S rRNA from tricistronic rRNA transcript (SSU-rRNA, 5.8S rRNA, LSU-rRNA); CUT catabolic process; poly(A)-dependent snoRNA 3'-end processing. Gene Ontology annotation, molecular function: RNA binding.
GUAUCCGCCCAUCGUUAGGAAAGCACUCGGGCAGAUUAACAAUUCCGGGAAAAUCCCUCUCCUUCUUCAUCUGAGCCAUGGACGGAAAGCCCCCGAAUUCAAAGCAUCCAACAACCUUCGUCGACCAAGCAGUCGUUCCCAGAGAUAUUAUUUUGGAUCUUUCAAGCAUGUCGAAUCAAACCCUCAAAUUGGGAGAAGGCUUGCGUCAGGACUGUGAUACAAUUUUUGUGAUGAAAGCUGGGAAGCUAAGGUUCUCAAAGCCUAAUAAAUACUGGGUUAAAAGCUCCCAAAAGAGGUAUGUUCCUUGUGUGGGGGAUACAGUUCUUGGUAUUGUGGUUGACUGUAAGCCGGAUAACUUUCUAGUUGACAUAAAAGGACCGAUGUUGGCCUUUCUACCUGUACUUGCAUUUGGAGGAACUAGGAGAAACAUACCUAAGUUUGAGAUAGGUACUUUGCUUUAUCUCCGGGUGGUCAAAGCAAAUAACAGCAUGAACCCUGAGCUUGCAUGCACUGAUGCCAGUGGGAAAGCUUCGGAAUUCGGUCCCCUAAAAGAUGGUUACAUGUUUGAAACAUCCACCAGCCUAGCACGAAUGUUGCUAAGCUCUCCAACAUGCCCAGUUCUCGAGGCUCUUGGGAAGAAACAGUCCUUCGAGAUAGCUGUUCGGUUAAAUGGCCGUGUUUGGGUGAAUGCGUCCUCUCCACGCACUGUCAUUCUUGUUGGGAAUGCAAUCAUGAACUCAGAGAUGCUGAGCCGCGGGAUACAACAAAGAAUUAUGGUGGAGAAACUCAUUCAAAGAAUUCAGUGACAAAUGCGAUUGCUGUGCCUAGCUCUUGCCGAAGAUCAUGGGUUUCUGCAGGACUUCUAAUAUUAUACACACCUCCACACACUCCCAGAGUACAAAGUAGAAGCAGAAUUAGGAUAUUUUGCGCAACAAGCCAAACUUCAUUUCUUUCUCAUCCAGCCCGAAGUUUUAGACCAA